UAAUAUAAAAACAUUGUGUGAAUGAGCAUAUAAAAAUUGUAACGCCGGCACAAUCCCAACGCCCAUAAAUAUCUCCCGAAAAUGCAAAGGAGCUGUAUUCAUCAACCCUAUUUCAGAUUUAAACAAUAAUAAUUUUCCUCGUUGCGUGUGACCUUUUCUCAAGAUGAACCGCUCGGAUUCUAUACCCAUACGGCGUGAUCGCUCCUUUGACAGCGUUCUCAAUCGCCUGCUUAGGAUUCGGUCACAGAAUCAUGAGGGCUUCCGGGCUGCCAUGUACAAUUUUCUAAUUGCAGCGGGCGUGGCCGCUUUUGUGGCCGUCUGCUUCAUCCUGGGCCCCUUUGUGCGUCCGCUGCUCUGGGCCUUCCUCAUGGGCGCGGUGCUAUUCCCAUUCAAACGCAAACUGGCCGAACUGCUGAACAAUUGGUUCCAGCGCCUCGAGGAGCGCGAUUCGAAUGUGAUCGUCUCCAUUUGCCUGGCUCCACUGGAGGCUACCGAGCAUUGCGGUCGCUUGCUCAUCAACUGGCUGUGCCAGCACUGGCAGCUCCUCAUAGCCGGCUGCGGCGUUGCCGUCUGCGUCAAGCUUCUUGUUUUGUAUGCGCCCAAAGGCUGCCUGUUGUUGCUCUGGAACUGGCUGACCUUUUCGCACGGCCUGUUCGUGCGCAUCAUUGGCUUCCUCAAUGUGUAUGUGCUUAUCGUUUUGAUUGCCAUAUACUUGUCCUCGGUGCACUUUUUCUGGAAGCCAGAGAAUAGCGCACGUUUCGUUGUCGCCGGCCAGUCCAUGUGGAUAGCCAUUGCCGGCUAUUUGUGCAGUUUUCUGGGCGCGUUUCAGGUGCCUGUUUUCCUGCUGGUCAUGGGCUACGUGCUUGUCUCCACGGCGUAUCAUCUGCAGACGAGUGAUGAUCAUGACGCCAGCUCCUAUUUGGAGCGCCUGCAGAAGCUGUUCAAUAAAAAUGAUUUCGAGAAAUCUCUGAGCAAUCUCAGCAUUUGUCGCCGAGCUGCUGGCGAGCCGACAUUGCAAUCCGAUGUGGAGGACAUUUCGUUGAGUGACACUAUAGAUUCCGAGGACACUUUCGAUGCCAAGCUGGCGGAGGAGCCAGAGGUACACCAGAGCGAUACCUACUUUAAGCUGUUAUUUUAUGCCUGCCUUGGCACCUUUUUGUAUCGCAACAUUUGGAUGUUUAUACUGGCUGCGGUGCCGGUGUUUCUGCAUUUAUUGUACACUGCGGGCAGCUAUACGGGCCUAACCCAGUUUGUCUGCGGCAAGCUCGACGAUGCCUAUCGGGGCGUGAGGUCGUGGGCCUUGGAGCAUCAUUCGGCUGUGCUGCCGCUGUGCCUGCCGGGCGUUCUGGAGCUCAACUACAAGAUCAACUGCAUUGUGCGGGAUUCGCUUAAGUCAUCUGUGGAGUCUGUCACAUCCAUUCUAAUGAUCAUACUCAUGCUGCUCAUCAUCAUCUUUCUGAGUGUUUUCUUUUGCGUUAACAUCUAUUCGGAGACGAUUGAGGUCGCGUAUCUGGGCAAAGAUCUAAUUAACAAGACAAUCACAGAUCGUCCUGAGCUAAUUGAUAUAUUGCCCGCCAAUAUACAGGCGUCCAUUGAUGAUGCGCUCGACAAUGCGCAUCAUUAUGGUCGCCGUAAGAUUGAGACCUAUAUAGAUGAUUGGCUAGCCGAUGCCGACAAGGUGCAUGCCACCAAAUUAAAGGAACAAAUUCUCGAUGUCUGGGACAGGCUCAUACAGUAUUGGAUUGACUUCAACAAGGCGGGCACCUCGUACGGGCCGCGCGUGCCCACGGAUGCGCUGAAAAGCACCUUCGGUGAGAUUGUCGAUAAUCCAGGACAUUUUAAAGAGCUAGUUUUAGUGGCAAAACAGGGCAUCAUCGGCUGGGCGCAGAGCAAUACGCAGACCAUCCUUGAGGUUGCCGAAUCUCUGUGGCACAUUAUACGCACGAAUCUCUCAAUGAUAAUGGGCGUUACGGGCGAGAUACUAUCGCUGCUGCUAUCCGGCGGACAGGCGUGCAUUGAGUUCAUAUUGGACAUGAUUGUGUUCUUCACGGCCUUGUUCUAUCUGCUGUCCAGCAGUCAGGAGAAGUAUGCGCCCAUGCAGAUCACCAAAUAUAUGGGUUACUCUGCCUCGGGCAUUAAAGUCGCUGAUGCCUUGGAGAACUCAAUUACGGUUGUGCUCGUCUCCAUGUUCAAGUGCUCCACGUUUACGGGUCUCUUCACCUGGCUGGUGCAUACGGUGUUUGGCGCUCGGAUUGUCUUCCUGCCCUCCGCUUUGGCUGCUCUGCUGGCGGCUGCUCCAUUUUUGGGCAGCUACUGGUGUGCGGUGCCUGCCUUUUUGGAGCUCUGGCUGGCACAGGAUCGCUUCUAUGCGGGAUUGAUACUGUUCCUUUUACAAUUCUUUGUACCCUCGUCCUUCGAGACCGCCAUCUAUGCGGACAUUAAGGGUGGGGGCCAUCCCUACCUCAAUGGCCUGGCCAUAGCGGGCGGCAUGUACUGGAUUGGCUGGCAGGGCGCCAUCUUUGGCCCCCUGAUGCUCUGCUUCUUCAUUGGCCUCUUCGAAGUGGCCACCCUGGCCAUGCGCACGAAUCAGGAGCCCAGCAUAUGAACGCAGCUCGGAUGAGGAGACGCGCACCACGUGAGUCGUCCGCAUGGCUUCAAAGGAUCUGGCUCCAACAACUGCGAAUUUCUUUCAAUACUCGAAAUGCAAAUCUAACAAGUUUCCGAGCUUGUCUGGCCCAACUAACUAACUAAUGAAUGUCAAGCAUUUAGCCAAGCUAAGAAAAUUUUUCAGUUUUCACGUUUUUUCAUACUUCUUUUUUUAGUAUUUGAUUCGAGUCGCUUUUGUUUAUAUUUUUGUACUAAAUUUUUAAGUAUGCAAACAAUUGAUUCCGUCACUAAAAGCUGUGUAUUCAAACUAA
Drosophila virilis is the source of this 2918-nucleotide messenger RNA. The record is from RefSeq and is a predicted model, not a curated record. Lineage: Eukaryota; Metazoa; Arthropoda; Insecta; Diptera; Drosophilidae.